Molecule: messenger RNA, 5103 nt
Organism: Bubalus bubalis (water buffalo)
Lineage: Eukaryota; Metazoa; Chordata; Mammalia; Artiodactyla; Bovidae
Gene: PAN3
Product: poly(A) specific ribonuclease subunit PAN3
Exons: 22
Coding region: 782-3724 (980 amino acids)
Biological process (GO): mRNA processing; protein phosphorylation; nuclear-transcribed mRNA poly(A) tail shortening
Cellular component (GO): PAN complex; P-body
Molecular function (GO): poly(A) binding; protein kinase activity; ATP binding
Source: RefSeq, a predicted model, not a curated record
CCUCUCUCAGCAGAGGCAGGGCUUGGGCUCCGGCCACAGGUGCGCCCCCCCCACCUAAGAAAUGACCAUCAUAUUCCGUAAAUUUCGUCGUUUCAAUUAAGAAAUGACGCUCUGGCUUUACAAGUAAGAGGACAAACGAAAGCGGGAAGGCCUGUCGCCUCGUGAGAACGCUCCCCCAGCCAGCCAGCUCGGCGUCGGAGAAGCGCCGCCGCCGACCGCCCGCCGCCCGCCCGCCCGUCCAACCGACGCCCGGCCAGGAUUCCCCCUCCCCCGCUGGCGCUCCCGCUACCCACAAGCCCCCGCGCCCCGGCGCGCAGGCGCAGCGGUGACGGCCGUCUCAGGAAGAGGAAAAGGGAAUAAACAACUCGGAGGAACCAGAGCGCGAGAGAGCGAGUGGAGGCAGAAUUUAAAAAUAAACCGGCCCCUCCGUCCUCCCCGCCCGUUCGCUGCAGCCGCCGCGCCCCUCCCCUCCCCCUACUACCCGAGCCCGCGCCCUCGAAGUCCCUGUCAGAGGGCCCGCGCGCCCACCCCGUCGUCCCGCGCGCGGCCCCUUUAAGAAAAGAGAAGGCGAGAGUGAGUGAGACUCCCGACUCUCCCCCUCCCCGCCCCUCCCUCCUGCCCCCUCCUCCCUCCCCUCCCCUCCCCCCCCUCCCCGGGCGGCUCCGGCUCCCGCAGCGGGACAGACCCGCCCGCCCGGGCUUUUCUCCGGCCCCCCGGCAGCGCCGUCCCUCCCUCCCCAGUCUAUGGUGGCGGCGGCGGAAGACGAGGCUGCGGCGUUGCCAUGAACAGUGGCGGCGGCCUCCCGCCCCCCUCGGCCGCCGCCUCCUCCGCGUCUUCCUCGCUGGCGGCGGCCGCGGCGGUAGUGGCGGUGGCCCCGCCGGGGGUCGGGGGUGUCCCCGGUGGGGCGGCGGCGGCGGCAGCGGCGGGGGUGAAGCUGAAGUACUGCCGCUACUACGCCAAGGAUAAGACGUGCUUCUACGGGGAGGAGUGUCAGUUCCUGCAUGAGGACCCGGCCGCCGGGGCCGCGCCGGGCCUCGGCCUCCAUAGCAACAGCGUCCCCCUGGCUCUGGCGGGCGCGCCCGGGGCCGGCUUCCCGCCCGGAGCGGUCCCGGCUGGAGGAGCCGGGCCGCCCGCGGGGCCCAAGAAGCCGGACCUGGGGGGCCCCGGGCCCGGAGCCGGCGGAGGCGGAGGUGGCAACAGUGGCGUCCUCGACGGGCCGCGGCUGGCAAUUCCUGGAAUGGAUGGAGGUGCUUUAACUGAUACGAGUCUCACAGAUUCCUAUUUCAGCACCAGCUUUAUUGGAGUCAAUGGAUUUGGAAGCCCUGUGGAGACGAAGUAUCCUGUGAUGCAGAGAAUGACCAAUAGUAGCAGCUCCCCAAGCCUUCUAAAUGACAGUGCCAAGCCAUACGCAGGCCACGAUCCUCUAACUUCACCUGCUUCAUCCUUGUUUAAUGACUUUGGUGCCCUCAACAUCUCUCAGAGAAGAAAGCCAAGGAAGUAUCGCCUGGGGAUGCUGGAGGAGAGGCUAGUUCCGAUGGGAUCAAAGGCACGAAAAGCAAAGAACCCUAUUGGCUGCCUUGCUGACAGGUGUAAAUCAGGAGUACCCAUCAAUAUGGUUUGGUGGAACAGAGUCACAGAAAACAAUUUACAGACACCAAAUCCUACUGCAAGUGAGUUUAUUCCCAAAGGAGGAUCAACCUCCAGGCUGAGUAACACGUCCCAGUCACAUGCGUCUGCCUUCUCUCAAGUGUUCUCUCACCCAUCCAUGGGGACUCCUGCUGCUGCUGGAUUAGCACCAGGAAUGUCAUUGUCUGCUGGAUCCUCUCCUCUUCACUCCCCCAAGAUCACUCCACAUACUUCUCCUGCCCCCAGAAGAAGAAGCCACACUCCAAAUCCAGCAAAUUAUAUGGUGCCUUCUAGUGCCUCUACGCCCGGGAAUAAUCCUGUUUCUCAGACACCAUCUUCUGGUCAAGUGAUCCAAAAGGAAACCGUUGGUGGGACGACGUACUUUUAUACAGACACGACUCCAGCACCUUUGAGUGGAAUGAGAUCUUUCAAAAAUUAUCACAGAACAGCUUGCCGAGCAGAAGGUCAAAUAAUUGAGGUAUUUCCUAACUACCACAUCUAUCCUCCAACUGCACCUCACGUUGCUUAUAUGCAGCCAAAAGCAAACGCACCUUCCUUCUUCAUGGCUGAUGAACUGCGACAGGAGCUGAUAAACAGACAUUUAAUAACAAUGGCUCAAAUCGAUCAAGCUGAUAUGCCAGCAGUCCCAACAGAAGUUGACAGCUACCAUAGCCUGUUUCCUCUAGAGCCACUGCCACCACCCAACCGGAUACAGAAAUCAAGUAAUUUUGGAUACAUUACAUCCUGCUACAAAGCUGUAAAUAGCAAAGAUGAUCUGCCUUAUUGCCUUCGGAGGAUACAUGGUUUUCGUCUUGUUAACACAAAGUGCAUGGUAUUAGUCGAUAUGUGGAAAAAAAUUCAGCACUCAAAUAUUGUAACCUUGCGUGAAGUAUUUACCACUAAAGCUUUCUCAGAGCCUUCUCUUGUGUUUGCAUAUGAUUUCCAUGCUGGAGGAGAGACCAUGAUGAGCAGACACUUCAAUGACCCCAACGCGGAUGCCUAUUUCACAAAGAGAAAGUGGGGUCAACAUGAUGGCCCGUUGCCCAGACAGCAUGCUGGAUUGUUGCCAGAAUCUCUUAUUUGGGCAUAUAUUGUCCAGCUGAGUUCUGCACUGCGUACCAUUCAUACAGCAGGUUUGGCAUGUCGCGUUAUGGACCCAACAAAGAUUCUGAUAACUGGCAAAACAAGGUUGCGAGUAAAUUGUGUUGGAGUUUUUGAUGUUUUAACAUUUGAUAACAGUCAGAAUAAUAAUCCAUUGGCAUUAAUGGCUCAAUACCAGCAAGCAGAUCUGAUAUCAUUAGGAAAAGUUGUGUUGGCUUUGGCUUGCAACUCUUUGGCAGGAAUUCAGCGAGAGAAUUUACAGAAAGCCAUGGAACUGGUGACAAUCAACUACUCCUCUGACCUGAAGAAUCUGAUUUUAUAUUUGUUGACUGACCAAAACAGGAUGCGAAGUGUAAAUGACAUCAUGCCCAUGAUUGGUGCUCGAUUUUAUACUCAAUUGGAUGCUGCUCAAAUGAGAAAUGAUGUCAUAGAGGAAGACCUUGCAAAGGAGGUUCAAAAUGGAAGACUGUUUAGGCUUCUAGCAAAAUUGGGAACAAUCAAUGAGAGGCCGGAACAAGGCGCAACAGCAGCUGUGGUGACUGGGAGAAGCUGCGCUUCAGGAUUGUUAGCUGCUGUGCAUAGAGACAGGUGGUUUCAGAAGGAUCCUACCUGGUCGGAGACGGGCGACCGGUACCUGUUGAAGCUCUUUAGGGAUCAUCUUUUUCAUCAGGUGACAGAAGCGGGUGCUCCUUGGAUUGACCUCAGUCAUAUCAUUUCUUGUCUUAACAAGUUAGAUGCUGGUGUGCCAGAAAAAAUAAGCCUCAUUUCCAGAGACGAGAAGAGUGUACUUGUGGUGACUUACAGUGACUUAAAGCGAUGCUUUGAAAAUACUUUUCAAGAACUGAUUGCAGCUGCGAAUGCACUGAAUGUUUUACUAGCACUGGGUGCUCACCACACAACGAUGAAGAAAUGUGGAAACUCAGAAGGUCGGGAGGGACUUCAGGCACUUGCAACUGAUGUGACAGUCUUCAAUUUUAAUAACUAUUCCUAUUUGUAGUUUUCAGAGAAGUUUUUAAUAUUUCUCUGUCCACUUUUUAUAAGCUUUAAAAUGAUUUUCUCUGCCUUGAGAUUUGCAUCAAGAAAAAGCACCUCUUCACCCAAAAGCUUUGAAGACUAGAGACAUGCUUUACAUGUUUUAACAAGUGUGUUUGAGUCCACGUUUGGUAGCAUCAGUUGUUGAGUUAAAAAGGAAAUCAAUUAUUGCAUUUGAUCAGGAUGGAUUUUAAAAAGAACAUAAUGUUCACUUUUCAAAGGAUAAUUAACAUUUGCCACCAUAAUGUUCUUUUUUUAUGUAAAAGGAACAAGAACUUGGAGACAUUAACAUGCAAAGGUCUUUUAUCAUUAUUAGCUCAUGUAUUUGAGGAAGAGCAGCUGUCUUUUUAUAUGUUUUUUGACAAAUCAUAUUGUAAUUCUUUUGUACAAAAAAGAACUACUUGUAUUCUAGAAGAAAUAUGAAAUGCUUAAUUUAUAAGCGGGCUGGAGAUUUUUUCCAAUAUUGUUUUCUUUGAAAAUGAAAGGGGAUCAUCUAUUUUAGUUUCGGGGUCUGGGAACUUUCUGAAAAUUUAAUUUGUGGACCAAUGUUAUGUGAAAGCUAAGGAAGGGCAGGGGUAAAAUAGGGCUUGAUUUUCUCAUUCUGUACAGACCAGCAAACUUCCCUCUGCAAGGCAGGCUCAAAUCACAAACCCAAGAGUGUUGGCGUCAUAAAAUGCUAGUUUGCUUCAGCCCCUAGUAACCUCAGGACUUGGUUUGAAUAUAAAAGGUAGACAACUGAUAUGUUUUCACGAGUAAAAUAUUGUCAGCCAGAAAGCAGGUGGUGUCAGGUAAACGUCUUUUUUUUUUUUUUUUUUUUUUAAGCUUUGUUUUAUAUUUAUUUUUCAUUUAGUUUUUAUUGGGAAUGGUUUUCAAUAGCACUCUUAUUAGUUCUGCUUAGGUGUUUUUUGGGGGAGCCCUCUUUUCCAUAGUGUAAUUCCACUUAAGAGGUUGUCUAAAAGUUAGUCUUUUUAAUUCAUAGGAAGAUUUUAAUAUCUGAGAGUACUCAAAUUAAGGAUGUAAACUUCCCACACCUUCCUGUUAUGACAGAUAUAAAAAAGCACAGAAAGGACAACCCUUGAAAUCAUGUAACAUUGGUCAUUUCAGCUUUUUGUACCUAUUUUAAAUUCUGUCAGUGCGUUUACUUCAUUGUACAUAUUUUUGAGGGCACCUUUGUGUUUUUGCCUUCAACCUUGGUUCUGUGAUUUGGAUGUCAGCAACUUCCCUGAAAAGCACCAAUGUGUUAAGUUCUAACGUCAUGACCCCGGUCUGGGUUAUUUCAUCUUUAAUCCUGUUUUCAGUCUCUACGUGUACAGCAGUAUUUUUAAUAAAGAAUUACAGAGAGAA